GUGAUUUCUUUCAUUUUCCUCCCUCCUUUUUCUUGCGUGUCAAGUCCCCCAUUCACCUAAAUCACUCUCCUCUCCCUAAUCAAACCCUAACAAAUCCCCCAGAAUCCCAAAUCCUCCAAAUUCCAAAAUCCCAACCCAUUCCGCAUUAGAACUCGCAUACCUCACGAUGAAGCAAACACACACAGUUUGAAUCGCUUUCGGAUUCCGUUUUCUAAUUUUGAUCGCGAGGGAGAUGUGAUUCGAUUCUAGGGUUUUCGCGAAGGAGAUGGUCAGAGAUGAGUCGCGGAGGAGAGGGAGAAGCUUUGGCGGACGCGCAGGCGGUGGUGGCGGUGAAGAAGAAGUCGUCUCGGAGCUGGGUGUUGCUGGACGCGACGGGACAGGCGACGGUGCUCGAUGUCGACAAGUAUGCUAUCAUGCAUAGGGUUCACAUUCACGCCAGGGACCUUCGCAUUGUCGAUCCUCUGCUCUCUUAUCCUUCCGCCAUUCUCGGCCGUGACAGGGCCAUUGUUCUCAAUCUGGAGCAUAUUAAAGCUAUAAUUACUGCUGAGGAGGUGCUGCUGCGGGAUCCGUUGGAUGAAAAUGUUAUACCUGUUGUGGAAGAGCUUCAAAGACGGUUGCCGCCUGGGAAUUACAUUCGUGAAAAUCAAACGGAUGGGAAAGAGUUCCCUGCUGGGCAAAAUGAUGUUGAUGCAGGCGAAGAAGAUGAGUCUCCAUUUGAAUUCCGGGCCUUGGAGGUAGCAUUGGAAGCAAUUUGUAGUUUUCUUGCUGCACGUACGACAGAACUGGAGACUGCUGCUUAUCCGGCUCUAGAUGAGCUUACCUCUAAGAUUAGUAGCCGCAAUUUGGAUAGGGUUCGUAAACUGAAAAGUGCAAUGACGAGGUUGACUGCACGGGUACAAAAGGUGAGGGAUGAGCUGGAGCAGCUGCUGGAUGAUGAUGAUGAUAUGGCCGACCUUUACUUGUCAAGAAAGUUGGCAGGUGCAUGUUCACCGGUUAGUGCCUCUGGUCCUGCCGGUUGGUAUCCUGCCUCCCCUACCAUAGGCUCAAAAAUAUCACGGGCAAGUAGAGCAAGUAUUCUAACUGUCCGUGGAGAUGAGAAUGACGUUGAGGAACUUGAAAUGUUACUUGAGGCUUACUUUAUGCAGAUUGAUGGCACCUUGAACAAGUUAGCUACGCUGCGUGAAUAUAUUGAUGAUACAGAGGAUUACAUAAAUAUUCAGCUUGAUAACCACAGGAAUCAGUUAAUUCAGCUUGAGCUUUUUCUUAGUUCUGGAACUGUUAGUUUAUCCAUAUAUUCUUUGGUGGGUGGAAUUUUCGGCAUGAAUAUCCCAUAUACGUGGAACGAGGGUCAUGGAUACAUGUUUAAAUGGGUUUGCAUUGUCACAGGAAUAGUAUGUUUCUUUGUUUUCAUAGUAAUUGUAGCAUACGCUCGCCACAAAGGGUUGGUUGGAUCGUGAACUUGGUAAAUAAAGUUUUUGCUGAUAGCAAGGAGUUCGAGAUUUAUUGAUUUAGGUCUUGUCAUGUGGAUGAACACAAAAUUGGGUGUCAAGGCUUUCAGGUAAUGAAGGAACUAUAAUCUCUUGCUGAGUUUUGGUGAUUUAGUACUGCCCGUAAUGGCUUCUGUGGUUAACAAGGCUAAGUCUGACUAUGGGAAUUUUAGAUUAGAAAUCCCAAGGAUGUGCAAUUUCGUUGAUUGUUGACAACCUUAUUAACAAGAUUCACCUCGCCAGUACUGGCUGUAAAACAUUUUUUUUUUAUUUUAGUCCAUAGUUUUUGUUCUGGUUACACAUGUAUUUGUUCUAACAAGUAUAUUCUUUGAAUCACCUGUCAUAUCGGUUGCCGCC
Fragaria vesca subsp. vesca is the source of this 1844-nucleotide messenger RNA. RefSeq names its product magnesium transporter MRS2-I-like. The transcript is spliced from 11 exons. Gene Ontology annotation, molecular function: magnesium ion transmembrane transporter activity. NCBI's taxonomy places the organism in Eukaryota, Viridiplantae, Streptophyta, Magnoliopsida, Rosales, Rosaceae. The record is from RefSeq and is a predicted model, not a curated record. Bases 276 to 1457 code for a protein of 393 amino acids. Gene Ontology annotation, cellular component: membrane. Gene Ontology annotation, biological process: magnesium ion transport; transmembrane transport.